UAUAAAUAGAGGUAUAUUAAUUGAUGUUUUGAGUUCCAUGUCAACCGUUAUGGCAGCCUUCUCCUUGUGGAAUCAUCCCGCCGGACCCAAAACCAUUCACUUCUGGGCCCCAACCUUCAAAUGGGGUUUAACAAUAGCAAACGUUGUAGAUUUUAGUAAGCCACAUGAGAGCAUCUCAUAUCCUCAACAAAUAGCUCUUGCUGCUUCUGGACUCAUAUGGGCUCGUUACAGUACUAUAAUUACCCCGAAAAAUUGGAACUUAUUCGGUGUGAGCUUGGGAAUGUCAGCCACAGGGAUUGGUCAACUUGCCCGCAAGGCUUGGCACGACUACUACUCUGAGAAGAAUACAACUAAAGCAGAGGAGUAAUGUCACUUGCCAAAUAACAAUACUCCAUCCGUCCCAUAAUAGAUGUCACAUUUUUUCUUUUGGAAAAAGUUUCCUGUCACAUCAAUUAUAAAAUUAUAUUUUCUCUUACCAUUUAACACACAAAACAACAUCUUCUAAAAUCUCGUGGCAUCUCACGGGUGUGCCAUCUUCCUUGGGACGGAGGGAGUAGUUCACUAUUCAAAUAGUGCACCUUUAUUUUACAAUUGCAUGCAUGGUUAUAUAAACUUAAUACUCUGUGUUUCUUCAGUAAUAAUAAAGGCUAUAUUUCUGUAAAAA
Messenger RNA from Salvia splendens (bonfire salvia), 664 nucleotides. RefSeq names its product mitochondrial pyruvate carrier 3-like. Gene Ontology annotation, biological process: pyruvate import into mitochondria. NCBI's taxonomy places the organism in Eukaryota, Viridiplantae, Streptophyta, Magnoliopsida, Lamiales, Lamiaceae. The transcript has 5 exons. The record is from RefSeq and is a predicted model, not a curated record. Gene Ontology annotation, cellular component: mitochondrial inner membrane. Bases 38 to 367 code for a protein of 109 amino acids.